CUGAGCUUGACAGAGAACAUUAAGAUCAUACUAGCUAAAUAUGUUUCAGACUGGAGAGAUGUAGAAUACAUUCCGCAGGAAAACAAUAUUUAAAACUAAUUGGAGAAGUUAAUUGUUGUGAAGUUCAACUAAGAAAGUGCAAAAUGACUCAGGUAGCAUUGACAAAUUCAACUGCGAUUGGUGGAUUAACUGCUAUCUAUAUGGCCAACUCAUUUAAAUAUGAAUAGUACCUGCUACUUUUCACUUAUAAAUGAAUUUGCCCUAAAAUAGCAGUUAUUCCGUCAGCUGACAGCUGGUGGUUGAAUUUGCAAAUGCUAGCUUUUUCUUCACAAACAGUUGGACAUUUAAAAAGGAUUUCGUCUAGAAUAACUGAUGACAGCGUUUUGUAAAUUACAGAUGAAAAAAACUAUUUAGAUGAGUAUAAAUGAUGUAUUUUGUGGUACACAAUUUGAGGGUGUAACAUUUUUUGCAAAAAACAAUAUCCAACAUUUGAACAUGGUUGGGGAAGAUACUUUUUGGAGCUCAAUGGAACAAAAUAACUCAUUGAGUAAAAUGCGAGGAAACGAGACUUGGAAUGCACAUCUUCUAAAACCCGAGCUACCAAGACAUCAAAUGAUUGUGCAUAUGUCGAUCGAAAUUCUCCUGAUUCUGCUGACUUGUUGUGGAAACAUUGUAGUUCUUAUAAGUAUCUGGUUACGUAGGAGUUUACAAACAGUAAACAACAUGUUUCUUGCAAGUCUAUCCCUCGCAGACUUAAUAAUGGGAACAUUUGCCUCACCACUUUCAGUUUACAUCCUUUACAUGGUACCAAUCGUAUAUGGUUCCCAUAUUCAGGAUAAAUGGCUUUGUACAUGCAGGUAUUUCGCAAUCUGUAUGUCUGUAGCGCCAUCUUUAUUUAGCCUUUCAGGGAUUGCUAUUGAUCGUUACAUAGCAGUGGUUUACCCAAUCAAGUAUCGAGAAACUGUUACUCGAACAUGGGCGGUGAUUUAUCUAAUAUUCAGCUGGAUUUACUGUACGAUAGGAUCAGCUAUGCUGUUUUACAAAAACAUGAUCAGCUUUGAUGACCCGGGGGACUUCUGCAGAACAAGAAUGGUAAUGCAUCCUGAUUUUUCAAUUAUCGUAAAAGCACAUCUAGGUGUUCUCUUUCUCAUUUGCUCCAUCUCUCACAUUACAAUAGCAUUUAUAGCGUACAAGCGUAAGAACGCAGUUGCUACUGAACUGAAUGUAACAAACAGUGACAUAAUGGUGCAAACCUACAAGAGACAGAAACGAAUCACAAGGACAAUGACAUUGAUCUGUGGUGUAUUUGUUUUGUGUUGGCUACCAUGGGUGAUCAUGUCUUUGAUUUCCCUAGAUGACUAUCCAAUGUGGUGGAAGUCAUUGUUUUACUUUACCGUUGAGCUGUCAUUUGCUGGUAGUGCAGUGAACCCAUGGAUUUAUGCUUACAGGCACCGGACCUUACGCAAGGCCAUGUUGAAUGUCUUGAAGUGUAAAUACAAAAGACUAACUGCUUCUGAAGUCAUAGCUUCAUCGUAAAACUCUGAGAGAGAUAAACACUUUUACUUGUGAGGUUACAUUUACAUGUAAGGUUAAUGUUUGGAAAAAUAUGUGAGAUAAACAUUAUAGGUUUGCUAUGGGGAAACCUAAAUUGGGCAAAUUUAUAAGGCUUACAUGUGAAUGAAGCAUUUGAGGUUAACCGAUGUGGCGGACAUGUGAGGCAAACCUCUAAAACUCACAUAUGAAGGGAACCUAUAACAAACAGAGAAGUAGCAAUAUUAACAGUAAAAUUGUGAACAUGUAACUGUCAGAAGUCAUAUUGAGUGUUUUUGAGAGAGACAUUAGAUAUCAAAGAUUUAUAUGAA
Molecule: messenger RNA, 1862 nt
Organism: Owenia fusiformis
Lineage: Eukaryota; Metazoa; Annelida; Polychaeta; Sabellida; Oweniidae
Source: the annotation of a GenBank genome assembly